Molecule: messenger RNA, 602 nt
Organism: Parasteatoda tepidariorum (common house spider)
Lineage: Eukaryota; Metazoa; Arthropoda; Arachnida; Araneae; Theridiidae
Source: RefSeq, a predicted model, not a curated record
AGACUUGCUGUGAAACGACGGUUCCUGGAGAAUGGGGUUGCUGCCCACAACCCAACGCUGUCUGCUGUUCGGACGGACUUCAUUGUUGUCCACACGAUAUGGUCUGCAACCUUGAUGAAGGCCGAUGCGAUGCCAAAAAUGGUCUUAUACACCCAUUGUUAAUUAAGGAUCCUCCAUCAGACAACAUUAAGUCCGAAGUGGUGAAAGUUGCCAACAAAGUCGACAUUAUUUACUGUCCAGGAGGUUAUUAUUACUGUCAGGACGGAGCUACUUGCUGCCCUCUGCCAAAUGGAGCAUACUCAUGCUGUCCUUACCCAUCUGCUUCGUGUUGUGCUGAUAUGAUACAUUGUUGCCCUUACGGUACUCGAUGUGAUGCAACUUCCAGAUAUUGCCUCAGAGGAAAUAAUCUUUAUCAAGCUCUUAUUAAGAAACCUGCUUUUCCUAUGAGUUAAUUUGUUAAUCUAUUUGUUAAUCGAUGGUUUUGUAUUGUUUAUAGACCUGUUAUAGACUAUUGUUGUUUAUAGAUUAUAGUAUUGCUUGUAGAUGGUUUUUGCAUUGUUUAUAGACUGAAUAAAAAUUAAAGGUUGCUUUGUGCACAGAAA